AUGGAGCACACAGAAGAGAGAGAGGAAUGCCAGACAUACGCGGAGGACAAGAUUUGUGACGCAGAGGAACAGCUGUCUGUUGAAGAGAAGAGUGGAGAGGCAGAGGAUAGCUACGUUCCCGUGGAGGAGGCAGAGGGUGGCGGCGUUAGUGGGGACGGCGUGAAGGACGGUCGCCGGCGCUGGUACCGCCUGGGGGAGGUGCUCUCCGUGGAGGAGGACGAGCGCCACGAGUUCAAGGGCCACCGCAACGUCUGCCCCGAGGACAUCCCGCCCUGGUGCCGCCGCGCGCAGGACACUUCCAGCCGCACGCGCUCUUCCAUCUCCAGGAACCUGUGCGGCUUCCUGAACCGAGGCGUGGGCGGCGUGGUGCUGGUGGGGGUGUUGGACAGCGGGGUGGUGGUGGGCUCGCGGCUGACGCCCAGCCAGCAGCAGCACCUGAUGCUCAGCCUGGAGGACGCGCUCGCCAGGUUCCGCCCUCCCGUGCCGCGCCACCUCUGGUCGGUGAGCUUCGUCCCUGUGCUCGGGCCCAAGGACGGACUGCCCACGCACAGGCUGGCUGGCGGGGACUGUGUGUGUGACAAGCAACAUGACCUGUGCACCUACAUGUACUGCUGGUGUGACUAUGAAGCCAUUGCACGUUUCUCUCAUGGGUUGAUACCAAUGAAUUAUGUUGUUGAAAUCACAAUACAGCCAAUCAACAAAUAUGACCAGUGGGUGAAGGAGCUGGACCCCAACUCCAAGGUGACCACUCUUCCAGUGUUCCAGGCAGAUGAUGCACAAAUCUACAUGCGAAAGCACUCCACACUGGUCAGGUACUCAAUUCGAGAUGUUGUGGAGCAGGCGAGGGAGGAGGUCCUGAUCCAGAAAAUGGACAAACUGAUGGAAGCGUGGAAGAAGUGCCGAAUGUCUGAGAAGCUAUUGGAUCUGUGGCAGUCACGUGUACCAGAAGAUGAAUGGAAAAGUAUUGAAUAUAGUAUCAGGAAAAAGAAAUUGGAAAAAAGAAACAAAGGGUCUCAUGUCAAAAUGGUAAUACAAGAUACUGAAGACAAAUCACAAAAUGGGAAGAUCGACAAUGAUGAGAAUAAUGUGUGGGAAAAAGACUAG
Messenger RNA from Schistocerca nitens (vagrant locust), 1104 nucleotides. RefSeq lists its product as uncharacterized. Bases 1 to 1104 code for a protein of 367 amino acids. NCBI's taxonomy places the organism in Eukaryota, Metazoa, Arthropoda, Insecta, Orthoptera, Acrididae. The record is from RefSeq and is a predicted model, not a curated record. The transcript has 5 exons.